AUGUGUGGUGGUGGUGGUGGUGACGAAGGUGGAGGUAAAGAUGGAAGAGGAGGUGGUGGUGAUGGUUGUGGAGGUGGUGGAGGUGGUGGUGGUUGUGGAGGUGAAGGUGGAGAUGAAGGUGGUGGUGGAGGUGGAGAUAGCGGUGGAGGUGGUGGUGGUGGUGGUGAUGUUCACUCGUUUUAUAUUUGUUCAUGUGAUGAUAGGGUAAAGUUUCCCAUUGUCUCGAAAACCAUUGACUGGUCAACAAGUCAACUUUCUUUGAAUUGGGACAUCUUUAGUCUGGAAGGGGCAAAAGUGGUUGGAUUUGAUGAUUACUGA
Molecule: messenger RNA, 318 nt
Organism: Prunus armeniaca (apricot)
Lineage: Eukaryota; Viridiplantae; Streptophyta; Magnoliopsida; Rosales; Rosaceae
Source: the annotation of a GenBank genome assembly